AUGUUAAGUUGCGAUAUCGAUACAACAGCUGAUGGACACAAUUUUUUGGGAAUGAUCCCUAAAAUGUAGUUAUCAAGCACUUGUGAAAAGGUAUCUGUAUAGCGGAGGGAUAUUUUACAGUACAACAAUAAAGUUUAAACGAACAAUAACAAUAAAGUAACAGUACACCAGUUAACGGUUAACUUAAAUCAGAAUUUAAUCAUACAAAAUCGCGUUUGGCAUUUUUUCCUUCUUAAAAAAAAUUACCUCAUUAAAAUAAAUUGAAACUCACCGAAAAGUCAAGAAUUUAUGAAUAUACAAAUACGAAUCAUUUUAAAAGUUAACCUCUGAGCACAAACUGUCUCCAGCCUCACUGAGCAGUCCAUCAUCAGUGUGUGUGCACGGGACUCUGCAGGUUUCUACGCCUCACUUGGCUCCCAGUUGUUGCACAGACGUACCUACAAGUCUUAAACUGAGAUUCAAAGUGAGCACGGAGAAACUUUCCCAGUGUGUGAAUGUGAAAACAUCCUCUGCAGAGCGAAGCUCAAACAUCCAAGUGAACACACGCAACACAUUUAUGAGUGCAGGGGGGCUUUAAAAGACAAACUACUGUAAGAUUUAGCCAACUAAUAGAUGUAGAGAUUGUGAGAAAUCAAGUCAAAGAAUCGUGUACAUGCCAGCACUGUUCCAAAUCUGUGAGGAGACGCUGUCAGAUGUGAUAACGGAUCUGGAGGAGGGUCGUGAGGGGAGGCUGACACAGGAGAGGAGGCUGGGAGUGUGUGUGAAACAGAGGCGAGCCCACGGCAGCUCAGCACAAACGUGCGUUGGAUCAGCGGUGCGACUAUCAUAUGAUGCUUUCUCCUCUGUUUGCAUUCUUCAUGGCAUUCUGACGGCUUCAGUGAUCUCAUGGAAUGCACAUGGGAAUUUUUUUUUUUUCUUCAAGAAAACACUUGGCUCGACCCUGCACUCGUCCGCUCUCUCUCUGCGUGGGCUCAUUUGAAUGAACUUUGUGGCGGAAUCACAGGCUUGUUUUUGUGCAUGUCAUGGUGUUUGGGAUGUGAUGGCACGGCUGGAUCAGCGCUGCACCGGAGGUGAGGGAAAAUGCGGAUACCGUUUUUGAUCUGGAUUCUGCAGCUUGUGAGUCUUACAGAAGGCCUGGACGACACAAAGGUUCUGCGAUACAGACGUAGCUCCACUGCGAGCAGAUCGUGCCCGGCCGGUUGUGCGACAUGCUCGGCCCUCAACGGCUGCCUGUCCUGUAAACCUCGCCUCUUCUUCCACUUGGAGCUGGACGGGAUGCGUCAGAGGGGCACCUGUCUGUCCUCCUGUCCCCGGGGCCACUACGGCACGCGCUCCCAGCACAUCAGCACCUGCACCAGGUGCAAGGAGGACUGCGCUUCCUGUUUCAGUGAAAACUUCUGCACACAUUGUCAUCCGGGUCACUUCCUGUUCCGGGGCAAGUGUGAAAUCAGCUGUCCAAACGGGCUGACAGCGAACGCGGCGCUGAGAGAAUGCACAGAGUGCUCCACAGGCUGUGAGGUGUGUGUGAGGAGGAACGUGUGUGUGAGGUGCAGAGCGGACCUGUACCAUUUCCACGGACUGUGCCAUCCCAGCUGCCCGAGGGGGUUUGAGCCUGAUGUGCAGCUCAUGCACUGCCUCCCCCAAGUGCACUGUGAGGUCGGGGAGUGGACAGAUUGGGGCCCGUGUGUUCGGAGAAGGAGCAUGCGGGCCUACAGGAGGGGAGAGGAGACGCGUACCCGACGGGUCCUACAGUCCCCGAGUGCCAGCGGUGACCCCUGUCCACAUGUGUCAGAGACCAGGAAGUGUGUCAUCAAAAAGAGACCGAAGAGUCCAGUUAGGUUGUGAUAAGUUAUCUGUUUAUAUUACAGAGAUAUUCAACUUGUUAUUGCACAUUCUACAGUGUCUGGUAAUUUAAAGACGUCCUCUAAAAUAAAAACAGAUUUGUCUCUGGAAUCUAACAGGAAUAGAUAAAAGAAGUGGAUUGAUGUAACAAAUGAAUUUUUUUACAUCAAUAAAUUCAGCUGCAUCAUUUGGCCUCGUCUGGACUUGGCUGGCUGAAUCUGAAGCUGAAUCUCAGUCAUGUUCAAGAUUGAUGCCACUUGUCUCUUGUUUUAUAACCUGACUGUUGUCGUCUUAUUUGUAAUUUAAAAAAAAAUAGUUGAGAGAAACAUAUUUUUGUCAUUAGCCUUUUAUUUGAAAACUGGAAAAGAAAAACUGCUACGUGCUGUUCAGCCAACACUUACUCCAUCCUCUUACCGCAGAAGACAUUUCGAUAUAUGAAACUAGGAAAAACACAGUUAUAAAUCAUAAAAUAAAUGAUGUCUGGAUUUCCUUUUAGCUGCAUUCGUCUCAGGGUCCCGAUGUUUUGCGUGCUGACUCACUGCCAUACAGUCAUCGCUUCACAUGACACACGACGGAACAGAUCCAUGAUGUUAUUAAUAACACCGGUGCCAUUCCAACUGUUAAAAGUCAAAAUGUCUGCUGUGAAAAGCCACAAUACAUAUGUAAAAAACAUAAGAGAGCAAAAGUGUAUAGUAAACAAAUGAUGAGGGCUGAAACAGUCUCAGUAAAUAUCAGAAUUAUAUUACUAUUAAUAUUCAUCACGAUUAUUGUUAUUAUUAUUAUUAUCAUAUGUUACAAUGUCUGUCAACAACAGUAGAAUUACAGUAGUAUUGUUAUUGAAUUGAUAAGAAAAUGCACAUGGCAUGAUAACCAUCAGUUUUCAUAGUACAAUAUACUACACAACCAAAUGUCUCAAGAAUGAGUGUGCACUCGUGUCAAUCAUGUCAAAACCUCCCUGUAUAACACACUCAGAGUGCUGAAAAUAAACAGCUAUACCCAAAUUUAAUACAAUCUUCAUUUACAAUAAAGACAGUGUAUGAGGAAAAAAAAUAUACAUGCCAAAUAUUAUUCAUCACAAAUAAACAAUCAUCUAUUGAAAUUAUUGGAUGGACUCCAGUUUAGUUGUAGGCUAAUUAAAUGUCUGGGAAUCUUGAAAACAAACAUAUGGAGAAUUAAAAGCCCUCUGUCAAAGACUGUUGUUCAGUCUCAUUAAAAAGAAAUGUCAAAACUGACAAAAUUGGAAUGUUUAACAUUGUAAAAAAAAAUAUAUAUAUGUAUAAAGUUUUGCUUUGAUUUAAGUUUAAAUAAAGUUGUUGUUUUUUAA
Acanthopagrus latus (yellowfin seabream) is the source of this 3166-nucleotide messenger RNA. RefSeq names its product R-spondin-3-like. NCBI's taxonomy places the organism in Eukaryota, Metazoa, Chordata, Actinopteri, Spariformes, Sparidae. Bases 1081 to 1845 code for a protein of 254 amino acids. The transcript has 5 exons. The record is from RefSeq and is a predicted model, not a curated record.